AUGAUCAAUCUCAACAAUAUAUCUGUCGGCUACGUGUCUGGUAUCAUUGCUGCGGCCAUCUUUGUUGUUCAGCUAUUCGUUCCCACGGCCCUGCCAGUCAUUCUUCUUGGACUUCUCGAAGAGAAGAACUCCGCCGCAACUACAUCGGCAGUUGGGUGGUCCGUUGUCGGUCGAUUCCUGCAUUCCUCCUACUGGCCAACUAUUCUCUCAGGAGACACUGCUGCGACCUCGAAAGUCCCUGCGCGCGUGGUGACCAUUGCGGCACUGAAGACUUUCUUCACCAUUCUGAUCGGUGUUGCUGCCAUUGUAACACCACUUGGUCUAUACCAAGACAUCCUCUCGAGCCAAAGAGAAACCGCAUCCGUCUUCCACUAUAUCGCUGAUAAAUCCGAAUUUGGGUACGGAACUCCCCCCAGGACCUACCUUCCUUGGAGUCGCAUAUGCGGAGGGUUCAGUCCUGCGAACUGUCCGAACUCCCCUCAGACCAUAACUUAUAUCACAAAUGCGACAGGAGAAUAUUGGUCAGCCGAUUACUACGACUCUCAUGUGCAUCAAUAUGUCAUUGAUGUAUUCGAAAGCGGCCUCUCGACGCAGAACAGAUCUGUCUCGAGCAUAUUUGACAUCCAGUCAAGAUCAUACACCUGGUCUCAAAUCAACAACAACCCUGGUGCACUAGCACCAGAUAAUGGAUCGUCGUACCCUGUUAGCGCCUUCCGACAAAUUUCGACCAUGGUGCUGGAUGAUGACUACAUUGCCAUUGAGGGCCUCGUGGUGGACAUGAAGAAUGGUGGAAUCGGCUUCAGGAAUCACAGUGCGCCGCCCGUGUCGCCAUUUGGAAGCACAUGGUCCGAAGAUCUCCUCUUUGUUGAGCCGGAAUCGCUCUGUGUCGAUACGAAUCUGACCCUGGAUUUCACUAUCCCUAUUUCCAGUACCUCUGGAUAUCAAGUCUCAGACCUGGUGCUGACAGAUCGAGGGGGUUUUGCCAAUCUCAUCAAGGAAUACCCGGUUUGGGACCGGGGAGAUACACAGAAGAACCCAGACCUCUAUUUGCGCGCAUACAAGGCAGCCUGGAUCAACAACGUGUGGUCCAUGGCCUUCAUGAACGUGACAAACUUUGCCAACCAAAGCGAUCCCGGCUCCCAUGCCUUUGAGUACCUCAAAUCUCAUGUCGGAAAGACAUUCCCUCUCAUGAGCCCCAAUUCAACCGGGAUUCUGGGCAUGGCAUCGUCUCUGGGUCCUGAUUUCCUCACUUCGUCCAGCCUUUAUGGAUACUACCUAAAUGGUCUCGACCAGGGAACGGGAAUAUAUGACAAUACCAGUUCCCUGUUCAACUUUACCUCGCCAUCCGACAUUCCAUCAGUUCCACCGCUAUAUCCAAAUCCGUUUGGAGUCACUUCAUCCAACUUUUCCAGUGCCGAACUUCUUUGUCAAGGCGCUGGGGGCCAAGAUAUUGCGAACAUCACCAAUUUUGCCGCUGCUUGUGGACUCCUUUACGGAGCGCCGCGACGAAGAGACGGGAGCGAGUCCGUUGUCUUUGAACCCGGUUCGAAAUGGACUAUCCCGUUGUACUCGUGCAUCUCCACAUCGAGAGCACGGAUCAAGACUGUCACCUUCCGUUUUAACGGAAGCGACGAUCUCUCUGCGCUGGCCGUCACUGGCAUAUCUGACAAGGUAUACCCUAACGAGUCUUCCAAGCCGCUGUGGGGGGUCGAGAAGACAGACCAGAUACUCGCCGACGUCAACAUCCUGUGGGGUCUUCUGUCAAGACCGGACCAAGGCAACGUGAGUGUCACGACUUUGCGAAAAGAAUUCCUUUAUCUGCCUGGCUAUGUUGGCGGAGGGGCCUCAGGUCCGUUCACCGUUGGCUAUCAGAACCUACCGGGCGUCGAUUUCCACGUCGGCGCUCUUGGGGCCCUCUUUUCCAUCUCCACCUACGCAGGCGACAGCACCGCCGACUACUCUGGCAAAACCAAUCUGGCCAUGUACAGGCUCUGGCAAGAUCUGUCUCGCACCCCUGCCAACGCCGCCAGAAUAUUGAAUCUCAUUUGGACCGACGUGGCGGCUAACUCGGUCGUUGGGACGAAAAGUUUGCAACCGCCGCUGCCGCAGCAAACCCUCCAGAAACGCGACGGCAGCUCUUCGCCAGACGAUGCGGCCCUCUUGGUUCCGGUGACCGUGUACGAGCGUCGUGUAAGGUACCACAUGGUCUACGGCAUCCCGGCGCUAAUGACAGCCUUCGGGACACUGUGCGUCUUGAUUGCUGUGCUGGUCGUUUUGUGUCUGGGCCGAGCCGGCACCACGAAGAUGCGCAGAUAUCUUGACCGGACGUCACCAGGGCGCCUCGCCACCUCACAACUCUACACUAAGCCGUCAGCAACGGAUAAGUCUGACAAAGGACCUGAUAGCAGCCGCUCAACAAAAGAUUGGCUCAAAACUCAGGGCUGGAAGCAGAUCACUCUUUCCGAGGCCGAGGACGGCUCUAUUGUCGUGGAGGAUCUGCAAGCCGAAUGUGCACAGCCCUCGGUGAAAACGAUAACCCAAUAUCCAGAUAAGAGCCUCGUGGUCGAGCCUGCUGAGCCCGGGGACAGUACCAAGUAA
This is a messenger RNA of Cladophialophora immunda, 2598 nucleotides long. RefSeq lists its product as uncharacterized. The record is from RefSeq and is a predicted model, not a curated record. The transcript is spliced from 4 exons. The coding region runs from base 1 to 2598 and encodes 865 amino acids. NCBI's taxonomy places the organism in Eukaryota, Fungi, Ascomycota, Eurotiomycetes, Chaetothyriales, Herpotrichiellaceae.